Messenger RNA from Diachasmimorpha longicaudata, 5757 nucleotides. RefSeq names its product C2 domain-containing protein 3. NCBI's taxonomy places the organism in Eukaryota, Metazoa, Arthropoda, Insecta, Hymenoptera, Braconidae. Bases 224 to 5269 code for a protein of 1681 amino acids. The record is from RefSeq and is a predicted model, not a curated record. The transcript is spliced from 3 exons. Gene Ontology annotation, biological process: centriole elongation; cilium assembly. Gene Ontology annotation, cellular component: centriolar satellite; centriole.
CUGCAAAACCGGAUUAAUUAGCGGUUUCAAGAGCUGAAAAUAAUGGCUGGAGGACAGCUUCUGGAAUGGAGUUGGAACGUCGAGUGGUGAUGGGGGUUUCUCGUGAUUGAAGAGAAUAUAUUGGAUGUGGAAUUGAAAAGUCCUCGUCAAAUAAAUCAAGCUAACCUAGCUGCACCGUAAAUGACGUCUCUGUAUACCCAGCUCUCAAAUUUUCAAGCGUUUCAUGUAUCGGAAUGAUUGGAAAAUGGAUCUGGAUGUUGCAACAAGAUAUUUACCACCUCUAGUCCAGGGGAAAAUUCACGGAUACCUGAAAAUGGUGAUCAGUGAAGUGAUUUGGCAUCGGACACGGCCAGGGGAUGUCACUGUCAUUGCAACCUGGUGGGGUGAGACUGACAGUGCUCAUUUCAGACCGGUGGACCCGGCCAUGUCCAGCACUCGUACGACAGCGGAGACCACCGAGAUCUACGCAAUAAGAACAAACUUGGAUUUGUUCGAGGAGUACCUAACGAAUUGUUGUACUGUAGACCUCCUGAUAAUCUCCGAACCCCUGAACGAAGUCGUCGGCACAGCGCGAAUAUCUGACCUCCCGGAAAUCUUCCGAGGAAAACCGUACAUCGAAUACUGCAGUAUAACCAACAAAGUGGGAACAAAAAUCGGAGACAUUCCAGUUCACCUGGAGCUAUGCGAAGCCCACAGGGCCCCCAGGAAGUCAAAGGACACCAGAUCCUCCCUAGCAACCCCCUCAUCGCUUCUAGGCCUCGACCUAGGUGUCCGCGAGUUGACCAUCUCCCCGAAGAAGCCUCACACUCACAAUAUUUCCCCCACCAUCGAAAGAGACAUCUUCAGCCCUGAAGACCACGUCUACCGCUCGAUUCUGAAGGAAAAAAGGUUCAGUACGAACAGAACGACCGAGAAACUUCCCUCCAAGGUUACCGACAAGCUAGUGGCUCAGGUAGUUGCUAAAGCCCAGAAGCUCCGAGGAAUUUUGCUGAAGGAAACCAGAGAAGAGGAUUCACCAGACACAAACGAAAAUUCCCUGGAGGGUAAUCACCCAGAGAACAGCCCUGAGGACCUCUACAAGUACUUCAUGGGCUCUAGCAUGUCCCAAAAGGAGGAAAAACGAGCACUGGAGAAGUUACGAUCAUCAUCACCGACCCCAAGUCUCAUAGACAUGGCGACAGACACGAUAACCUCCUGCAGGAACGACAGACCAGCUGAUCGUUGCUGGUCUCGAGGAACUACUGAGGAUCUCCCAGAUGAAUUGAACGAGGAAAUCCUAUCAAAUCGUCUGCGAGUCCAGCAGAAGGAGGCGACCCCCAUGGACUACGUCGAUAGCCUCCGGAUAUUCAUCGACUCCUUGUCACUGACUCCAGCCGGAUACAGAAGAGUCAAGUCUUCCUGUCUGUGUCGAGGCGAUGGUGUUCCCAUAUCAGUUACCUACUUCGUGCAGUACGACGCGGCCUUCGGGAACGUGAAGAAGUACAACAAGAAGGUGAUUAACGAGGGCAAAAAGCCAGUGAAGAUAUCUUCGAGACGACAGGACGGUCAGACAAUUAAUUUUCAUCACGAGGCAGUCUACAGUCUCCCUCGUUCGCACCUUCAUCUCCAGAUGAACACACCCCUGAGAUUCAAGAUAUUCAAUCGUCACCUGGAGCAGAGGACCCCCACGGAGCUCGGGGUGGGGUCAAUGUACAUCAGGGACGCUGUCAACUCCUCCCACCUGAGCUCCACGCAAAAGCUGGCGGUGGUGAAGAAGGGGAUAAAGAUAGGGGAGCUCAGGGUGACGAUUGAGCUUGGAAGUGAUAGAAUUCACUUCGGGAAGCAGUUCAUCGACGCGGUGACCAUGGCCAAGGAGAACAUCCCAGUGCUGGAGCUGUCCCAGGGGAAUCAUCACAGGUGCACUACUGGAGAAGAGUCCAAAACGAGUGGAACGAGCGCAGGAAUCGCAACGAUUCCGGAUCGUAGGGACUUUGGCAGGCGUGAGGGAAGUGGUGAGGCCUCGUCUGCUGGGAGGGACAUGGAGAGGGCUGAUGAGAGACUGAAAACAGAUGUUCCAGUGCGUCCAGAUGAGAAAACCCUUCUCCAUGGACUGAUUCACAUAGUCGAAGGGAGAAAUAUUCCAACUGUGAGCAGUUACAUCGUCUGUCGCGCCCUCUGGCGACAGGACAAAUCCUCGAGUCGUCUGUGCACUGGGACUACCCCUCAAUACAACUUCCACCAGAUAAUGCCAUUGAUUUAUGGUCCAGAGUUGCUGGAGAGAACCAAGGACAACUGCAUAAUCACCGAGAUCUACUCCAAGAGCCCCAUUGGUGUGGACAGUCUCAUAGGUAUCUCGAAGCUGUCAGUUCACCAGUUGUACGUGGCCUUCAGAGAUCCCCUGGUUCUUCCAAAUCUCCUCAAGUCUCGGUUUCCAGUGAUAAGUGUCGACGAUUGGGUCCCGAUAACAAAUCCAGUCACUGGUAGACUCUGUGGAGAGCUAUCAGCCCUGGUGGCUCUUGGCACUGCUGAUCAGAUAGCCCUCCUGGAGAUGACGAGGGAUCUUCGGGGGAGAAAUACCCCUGAUGACGACCUCAGGGAACAUUUGAAUCUCCAUGGAGACACCAGAGAGCUCGGGGUUCGCAGUCAGGAGUGUCAGACCGAGAUCUCAACUGUUUCAGACAUGAAAAGUUCAGAUUCGAGAUUCAAAAUAGCGGAGGAAUUCAGAGGGGAACAGACAGCUGUUCUUCACACAAUUGUUGAUAAACUUGCUCAGGCCCUGACUGCCCCCAGAGUCAUAACGAAUCAGGAGGCACAGACUGAGUUUCAAGUCCCCACGAGGGAGUCAGAUCAUCACAUGGAGAUGAAUCCAAACGCUCAGAUCAUGAGUUCAAAUCCAUCGAACAGUGGGAGUCUCUCGGGUGACAGUUUCAACGAGAGUCAUCGAGAUAAUUUCGAGAUAUCGAGGGAGAUUUACAGGAGUGUGGGGGUAGGGGCUGAGUUUAACGAGUCACCUGGAGGGAACAAUCAGACUGGGCGCGUUGAUUAUCCCUCGGCUCCAGGGGCCGUCGGGAAGAGAAUCGACGUCCCCAGUUCUUCGAAGAAUGAGGCACCAGGGGUGAAGGGACUUGAAGACCCAGAUGACGAUUUGGAGGAUGAGGAGGUCUUCAGGGUAAUUAUUGAGGUGGAGUGUGCUCUGCACCUGCCUACUGUGGAGGUGUCCAAUGGACCAGUCGAGCCCAGCACGUAUGUUACCCUCCAGAAGGCCUUGGGUCGGGAGGAGAGGACUGAUGUGUGUCCCUACAGCUGUAAUCCCAGGUACGACUGGAGGUGCGACACAAAGUUAUCGACUGAGUUCCUGACGAACGACAAGAUGAGACUGAUUAUGAAGGUUUGGAGAUUGGUGGAUGCUGAGGUCGAUGGGAGAAUUGAUCGAGAAAGAGAUAUUGUGAUUGGAUUUUCUGCUGUUGAUUUGUCGAUUCUGACAGCUGGUUUUCCAGUGGUGUCUGGAUGGUUCGAUAUAAACGACUUUUCUGGGAAGACUAAUGGACAGCUGAAGGUUUCUGUGACACCGCUGGAGAAUAUUUCGUCGAUCUCGAGGUGUGGGGGGACUUCUAGAGCCCCAGCCCCUGUGGAUCACUCGAAUUUCUCAUCACCUUAUCCUGAGGAUCUGGAGAGAAUGGCUGGAAGGAACGACAUUCAAACUGCCCCUAAAACCUCUGCUGAAUGUUCUCAAAUCCCAACAGAUUGUGCCUUCGACAUUGCCCUGGGGCUGGGCGACGCUUCCAUGUCAUUUCUGUCCUCAUCCUUGAAACAGAAAUUGACGGAGUUGGAUGAGAUCAAACAGCGCCUCCAGUCUCGCCUCCUGGACGUCACGAGUACAGCCUUUGAAGACGAUUUCGAUAAUGAUUUUGACUUUAUCGAGGGAGAGGGUGAGCCUGAGGGUGACGACAACAACGGAAAUCGUCUGGAUAUUGAAGAUACGUCUGGAGAAGCACUUGUGGACACCAGUUCCCCAGCUAAUGGGCUGGUCAAUCGCAUAACGAAUGGAAAUGGGGAAGUGAUCGGUCAGAUUGAAGUUAAUAAAUUCCAGAACAUCAGUGACAACGUCACCAGCAGUCCAGAGGCGAAUUUAACAGACACAGGCUACUCUUCCGGCUCAAACGUUCAUCAGACUAUUACCAAUGGCCACAUGGCCGACCAAUGGGUCCUCGACGAUCCCGAGAACCUCGAUCCAGUGGUCAAUGGACUGGAGGAUCAGGGGUAUCCAGCUAGAGGCACUCGAAUGCAUAUAAGUCAUUUGUUAGACAAGCUCUCGAUGCAGCUGACCACAGCUCCAGCCCCCAUUGCCAAUCUUCCCAUGAAACGAAACAUCAUGGACUUGAUCAGCAGCCUCAGGAGGAACAACAAUAAUUUCUCCAACGACAUCAAGUGCAAUCGCCAGGCGAAUGUGCGAACUGUACCAACGCAGACUGAUACGAAUUUCCACAGUAAUAGUCAGCCGAAUAAUUUGGAGGUUAAGACCGAGACAAAGAGGAAUAAUUCGACCUCCAGUGGUGAUGAGGAUCGUCUUAAAGAGGAUGAGAUCCCAGCGAAGACUCAGAAGAGGGAGAAAGUAUCGACAAUUGUCAGAGAAGAGCUCAUUAAUGACGAGCAAAAUGAUUCUUCUGAGUACGAUGAACUCUCGACACAUCUCAUUACCUCAAAUAUUCGACACAUGAACUCAAAUGGUAUGGUGAAUCCUCUGUUGUACAGACAUGCACUACCAGAUAUGGAUUUACCUGAAAUGUCAGAGGUGCAGGCAACAGGUCAGACCUCCAGUCCAUCCUUGACGCCUGAUGAUGACACCCUGGAGAGACUGGAGUCCAGGUACUCAGAGAGCUUCAGUGCUACGAUAAACAAGAGCUUGGGGAGAUUGAGGAAUUUUUUGGAUGGGGAAUCCACAUCUCUGGGGACUCGACUGUCACCAGUUGAGAGCACUGAGCUGUUUCGCGUCACUCCGUCUGGAAUACCUGAGAAUACCGAUGGGAACAUCGAUGUAACUGUUAUUCAUAAACCGUGUAAUGACGAGCUGAUGGCAAGCAAUAGCAUGGGAUCUGUAACAACUGUUUCUGAGAAUAACACACUGAGAAGUGGAAGUGAGAUCGAUGAUUGUAGUUCUGUGAAUACAGAGACCUCGGUAUCGGCUGCCUCCAGGCAAGCUCCUGAUGGGGGAAAUACUGUCGAGGAUCCUGGGCGACCAGUCUUGAUGAAAGGGAAGGAACGUCCUGAGGAUUCUUCGUCAGGGAAUUGAAUUUUAAUGGAAGAGGAAUUGAGGUAAUUCGUGAGAAUCUCAAUGAUUAUUCAGAACGGAAUGAGAAGAGAACGAAAAAUUCUGGGGAUACAGAAAAUAAUUCUGAGGACUCUUCCACCGUAAAUCAAACGUUAGAGGGAGCGGGGAUUCACUCUAACUUUUUAACAGAAAAUUUUAUUGUUAAAUCAGCACCAGCUGAAUGCCAGUAUACGUAACUACAAGCAUGAAAGAAUGCAGUCUUCGUGCAGGGAAUUUUCAACUGUUUCAUCUACGACGUUGGAAUUUUUUACAGUAAACAGAUACGUCGUACUCUUCAAUUAGGAAAUACGAGUAAUUACCUAGUGGAAACUCGACGCAUUUACCUUUACCAUAUUUUUUAUAUAAUCUUUCUGUAAAUAGAAGGCAAUUUUUAGUAGUUUUACGUAGGUCUAAGGAAUGUGUAAAUACUACGUGACGUUGAAACAAUAAAACGACCGAGAUAACUGAUA